AAUAACAUGUGAAAGCAACUCACCCAUGGAUCGAAGGCUGAUUCAGGCAGCCUGGAAUGGGGAUGUCGAUCAUCUGCUUAAAGAAAUUGACACCAAUCCAUUUCUGCUACAUUCCAUGGCGCUGGAAGGUGGCCAAACUCCGUUACAUAUCGCUUGUUUCGCCGGAAAUCUCAACUUUGCAGCAACAGUUGUUCAACUCCGGCAAGAAUUCGCCAACGAGCUUAACCAAGAUGGUUACAGUCCGUUGCACGUUGCCGCCGCUUGUGGGCAUGUCGAGAUUGUGAAGGAGCUUCUUAAAGUUGACCUUGGUUUGUGUUUGAUCGAAGGAAAAGACAGAAAGAUUCCUCUCCAUUUGGCGGUGGUCAAAGGUAAAGUUGAAGUCAUUAGAGAACUGGUUUUAUCAAGUUUGGAUUCGAUCGAAUGCAUGACUGCCCAAGGUGAGAGUUCUCUUCAUCUAGCAGUGAAGAACAACCAAUUCAAAGCUUUUCAAGUUCUGAUACAGCAUCUGAAGCAAGUCAACAAGGAAGAACUGCUGAAUGCUAAGGAUUUUCAUGGGAAUACGAUCUUGCAUCUUGCUGUCUCAAGGAAACAGUACGAGGUGGUUGACUUUCUACUAAAUGGAGGAGUAAUCAGCAUAGAAAAGAUUAAGUUGAAUUCCUUAAACAAGAGUGGUUUAACUCCUCUUGAUAUGCUACUGAUUUUUCAAAGUGAAGCCGGUGAUCGAGAAAUCGAGGAGAUUCUCGUUCAAUCCGGAGCUUUAAAGGCCGGAAAUUUACAAUCUCCGGCGAAUACACAAGAAGAAAGAUCACCAAAUGAUCCGGAUUCAAUACACCAAAACCCUCAAUCUCCAUCUAGAAAACUGUUGGAUUACUUCAAAUACAAUAAUCUCAAAGACUCUCCUAGCGAAGUAAGAAACACCCUUCUCGUGAUCGUGAUACUUAUCACUGCUGCAACGUAUCAACCGGCUCUCAGUCCUCCCGGCGGCACGUGGCAGGACGAUUAUACUCUGCUUGCCGGAAACAGUACGGAAAAGAACAAUUCCAGCACUCCUACUAAAUCACAUACUGCUGGAGAAGCUAUUAUGGUUACUCAUAAUCCAACAGCCUAUACUAUAUUUCUGUGUGCCAAUUCGGUUGGGUUCUACAUGUCGCUCUACAUGAUCGAAGUACUAACCGCAGCUUUUCCUCUGCGGUGGGAACUGCGAAUUUCGUUAUAUGCGCUUUCUAUGACCUACAGUACUUGCAUGAAUGCGAUCGCGCCAGAUAGUUAUGCAACGUUUGUUUUUAUCUUCAGCUCGAUUGCUUUACCGUUCCUGAUACCAGUUAUGACCAUACUCUUGAGAAAUUACUUUAGCAGGUGUAGAAAUGUAUCUGUAUAUGCAAGUCAAGGAAGGGUCUGAAUGCUUGAACAUCUAUUAGCUUAUUUAAACAGCUCUUUCUGAGCUUAAUUAUAUAUCAAAGUAUGGCAAGAUUUCUGUUCAUAUAUAGAG
Cynara cardunculus var. scolymus (artichoke) is the source of this 1489-nucleotide messenger RNA. Its product is annotated as ankyrin repeat-containing protein BDA1-like. The record is from RefSeq and is a predicted model, not a curated record. Bases 26 to 1399 code for a protein of 457 amino acids. Lineage: Eukaryota; Viridiplantae; Streptophyta; Magnoliopsida; Asterales; Asteraceae. The transcript is spliced from 2 exons. Gene Ontology annotation, molecular function: protein binding.